This is a messenger RNA of Funneliformis mosseae, 798 nucleotides long. The record is from the annotation of a GenBank genome assembly. Lineage: Eukaryota; Fungi; Glomeromycota; Glomeromycetes; Glomerales; Glomeraceae.
AUGAGUGGAAUCGCCGGAAAUUCACCAAAUAGCCAACGAAAACAAAGCAACGCUUCUGACGACGAUACCGGAAGCAAAAAUGAAAAACGUGCCGGACGUCGUAAGAUAAAGAUUGAAUACAUUGAUGACAAAAGCAGACGUCAUAUUACGUUCAGCAAGCGAAAGGCCGGAAUAAUGAAGAAGGCGUACGAGCUUAGUACUCUCACAGGAACUCAGGUCUUACUUCUCGUCGUUUCAGAGACUGGUCUCGUAUACACGUUUACUACUCCCAAACUUCAACCUCUUGUAACAAAACCCGAAGGAAAAAAUUUGAUUCAGGCCUGCUUGAAUGCACCGGACGCUCCUACGGCCCAAGACGCAACAUCAACGACACGAUCUUCAAACAAUAAUCAAUCAUACGGAAGUGAAAGUACCACUCCGGUAGAAGGAAAUAAUAAUGAUGUCUAUGAGAAUGAUCGCAAGCCCCAACAAACUGGUGGUGGGCAAAUGGCACAAGCUCAACAACCAUCAUAUGCAGCACUUGGGUUGAAUCCCUACAACCAAUAUGGAGGAAUUCCAAAUAGCAUGACCUUGAACGCUGGUGCUGGGAUCGCUGCGCCUCCAUACAUGUCAGGUGCAGCCGGAUAUCCACAAUAUGGUCAAAACCAUAUGAACCAAUAUGCGACAAAUAACGCUUACAUGCAAUCGGCUGCAAACUACUGGGGACAGCCUACUGGAACUGCAACUAAUACAAAUGGUGCCGGAAAAGUGCCGCAAUAUUCAAAUCAAAUUAACCAAUCACCCGAAAAGAAGAAUUAG